AUGGAUCUCAAAGACCCCACCAACAACCCUGAGGAAGUCGAUGCGAGACGCCCCAAGAAGCUAAUAUUUGCACCUGGUGACAUAACAUCCUCACCCUCCACGCCCGGCUCAAGAAUGUCACCCCCGCAGACGGCCGACUCCGCUGCGCCUGCGACAGCUCCAACGGCGGCCAUAUCUCGUCUCAUCGCUGAGAAACUCCGGUCCGAUACUUCUACACCCAACUCGGUCAUGGAAAACCAGAUCGUCUCACAUCCGGCUCGCGCGCAUCAGUUCGUCAUCAACCCACCCCUUACCGUCUCCCAAAUGCAUCCGAGCAAUCCCUUGCAUCAAUUCAAUUCAUGGUUCCGUGAUCCGCGGUUACCAGCAUCAUCGGCCCCAGAGACGUGUACCUUGGCGACGGCAGCUUUACCCUCGGGGCGUGUGAGUGCACGCAUCGUGUACCUAAAGGAGCUAGACGAGCGGGGUUGGGUGGUAUACAGCAACUGGGGUAGUCGAGAGGGCAAAGGAGGUCAGGUAUUUGGCAGUGCAGAGAUAGAUGGGGAUAGCGUUCUCGGUGCCAUGCCCGUUCCUGGGGGGGGCGACGACAAUCUUCAGGAGGAAUUGAAGCAGGGCAAUAAGUGGGCAGCUCUGACAUUCUGCUGGUCGAAAUUGGAGCGGCAGGUGCGCAUCGAGGGCCUUGUUGAGCCUCUCAGUCGCGAGGAGAGCGAGUUGUACUGGCAGACUCGUGAGCGGGGCAGUCAGAUUGGCGCUUGGGCUAGCUGGCAGAGUAAAGUGCUGUGGUCAAUGGAGCCAGACUCCUUAAACGAUCUCCGCCGGAAGAGCCUAGCUCAAGACGAGGUAUCGGGUGUUUACCCCUCGAUUCCCCACGAUGUGGACGAGACGGACAUAGAUGAUGGGAGAGCGCUACUAGAGCAACGCGUAAAAGAGAUGGAGGCGCGAUUUGCCAAUGCAGAGCAAAUCCCUCUGCCUCCAUUCUGGGGGGGAGUGCGAUUGGUGCCGGAGUCAGUAGAAUUCUGGCAGGGACGGCGCAGCCGCCUGCACGAUCGAUUCCGAUACGUGAGGGUGCAUACGUCUGGAAAUGAGUCGUAUCAAUGGCGGAUCCAGCGACUGUCACCGUAG
Aspergillus tanneri is the source of this 1119-nucleotide messenger RNA. Its product is annotated as pyridoxamine-phosphate oxidase PDX3. The record is from RefSeq and is a predicted model, not a curated record. The coding region runs from base 1 to 1119 and encodes 372 amino acids. Gene Ontology annotation, biological process: pyridoxine biosynthetic process. Gene Ontology annotation, molecular function: FMN binding; pyridoxamine phosphate oxidase activity. Lineage: Eukaryota; Fungi; Ascomycota; Eurotiomycetes; Eurotiales; Aspergillaceae. The transcript has 2 exons.